This is a messenger RNA of Acanthamoeba castellanii str. Neff, 1527 nucleotides long. Its product is annotated as transporter, permease. Lineage: Eukaryota; Discosea; Longamoebia; Acanthamoebidae. Gene Ontology annotation, biological process: transmembrane transport. The transcript has 7 exons. The record is from RefSeq and is a predicted model, not a curated record. Bases 1 to 1527 code for a protein of 508 amino acids.
AUGUACGGAUCGGGCGGAAGGAGAGAGGAGGCUUAUGAGCCCUACCAUGGUGGGCACGACGAGGCCGCCUAUCAUGAGGAGGACCAUGGAGGCCAGGCACCCGAUGCGCCAGCAACCUACGUGGACAUCCCCUCGACCGAGGAGCUGGAGGCGAAGAAGGAGGCCUCGCAAUACACGGACAGCCUGACGCCCGAGCAAAAGGAGCUCAAGAUGAGGGAGGGCAUACAGAUGGCCGCCCUUCUCGUCCUGGGUCUGCUCGGUCUGGGCGUGAUGCUCGUCUACCUCGAUUUCGUGCUCGUGCCGCUCGUCUUUUCUCGAUUCCUCAUCUACAUCUUCCAGCCCUUCAUCAACGUGCUCGUCGGCAAGAAGCCGUUCCCGCUGUGCAAGGUGAGGUUCCGAUGGCCGCGCUGGGUGGCCGUGGUCACGGUGCUCUUCCUGCUCGCCGUGGUGUUCGCCGCCCUGGGCCUCAUCGUGACCCUGACCAUCUCCGACAUCAUCGACAACGCCGACUACUACAAGGAGCGAGUGAACAAUCUGAUGGAUACCCUGGUCGAGCUCGGUGAGUCGUAUGGUUACACCCGGGAGGACGUGGAGGCCAUGAUACCCGAGAUCGACCUGGCGGCGUAUGCCGUCUCCGCCGCUUCGUACCUCGCCAACAUCGUCACGCAGAUGGUGCUGGUGAUGCUGAUCGUCGUCUACAUGCUGCUCGGCUAUGACGGCUCCAACAAGUCCGUGCUUCAAUCGAACAUCGACUCCCGCAUUCGCAAGUACAUCAUGAUCCAUUCGUUCAUCUCGGUCCUUACGGGCGUGGGCACUUCGAUCAUCUUGCUCGUCUUCGGCGUGGACCUGGUUCUCUUCAACGGUCUCAUGGCCUGCAUCCUCAACUACAUCCCCAACAUCGGCUCCGUGCUCGGCGUCCUGCUGCCACUUCCCUUCGUCUUGUUCAAGGAGGAGUUUGCUUUGUGGGAGCUUCUCGCUGUUGCCGUAGCCCUCACCGUCAUGCAGUUCCUGACGGGCCAAGUGCUCGAGCCCAAGAUCCUGGGUAACGCGAUGGACAUGCCGCCCAUCACGGUCAUCUGCGCGCUACUCUUCUGGGGCGCCCUUUGGGGCGUCAUCGGCGCCAUUCUUUCGGUCCCGCUUACGGUUACCGUACAGCUGUAUCUCGAGAACAUCGACCACCCCGCGGCCAAAGCACUCGCCGGCAUGAUAGUCGGCGACUUCGCGAUGUUCGACACCUCCAAGCCUCGCGAUGCCGCGAAAGAAGAGGCCGCGAAGAAGAAGGACCUCGAGCUGGGCGUCCUGUCUGAUGAUGUGGCGCCUGUGGCACCCCACACUGAUGACUACCACCGGGGCUACGAGGCCGAGCGCCCUCGGGGCAAGGGCGAUGCCGACUACUACGGCGGCAGCGGCAGUGGCGGUGACGAGUACUAUGGUCGCGGCGGCGCCGGUUAUGAUGAGCACGCCUACCGAGGCGGCGAAGACUACCGACAGCCCGAACAGCGCCAGUCUCGGCGCAGCAAGCCCUGA